AUGCCGGAACAGCUUUGGUCGGAUCCGAUAUGGAAAGACCAGCCACCCACCGGUCUGUUCCCCGUGGAAGAUGAUGAAGAAGGCAGGGUGGAAGAAGAAGAUAGCGAAGACGAAGAUGAGAGCGAUUACGAGGACAGCGGCGAUACAAAGGAUGGCGAGGAGAAGAUCUACGCCUGGCCUGAGCAGGAAUCUGGCUGUUCUUAUGAGGAGUCAACAACAGGAGAUCAGUCUUCUACUCUUCUUACGCAUCAAGAUACAAGAGCAGAUGAUCCAUGUACCGAUGUCGUACUCGAACUCUGCUACAGUAUGGCUAUCGAGGACUUUGAAGAUGGAACAGCAAGCUCUUCUUUACUCGUAUAUUUUAGUGCCGUACGAGGCCUGUCAAGGCCGACAGGCGAUGAGUAUCUCCGCCCUCACCAGUUCACGCCCGUACUAUCGAGACUGAUAUACUGCACACAUUUGAUCUUCCUUGAGACGACUUUACCGCGUUUUCCUCACCUGUAUGCGGCAAUUCCAGCUAGGCCCUCCUAUGGGCAUCUCGGGAGACUGAUGCCCGUCCGCACAGAAAAGAUGUGUGAUGGCACCAUGUCCCCCCUU
Molecule: messenger RNA, 597 nt
Organism: Fusarium oxysporum Fo47
Lineage: Eukaryota; Fungi; Ascomycota; Sordariomycetes; Hypocreales; Nectriaceae
Exons: 1
Source: RefSeq, a predicted model, not a curated record